Molecule: messenger RNA, 1365 nt
Organism: Dendronephthya gigantea
Lineage: Eukaryota; Metazoa; Cnidaria; Anthozoa; Malacalcyonacea; Nephtheidae
Product: carbonyl reductase [NADPH] 1-like
Exons: 1
Coding region: 85-918 (277 amino acids)
Molecular function (GO): oxidoreductase activity, acting on the CH-OH group of donors, NAD or NADP as acceptor
Source: RefSeq, a predicted model, not a curated record
UUCAUCUGGGAAAUUCCAAUACAGGUAGAGAGGCCCCCAGUUUGGAAGUAAAAUAGAUUUUAAACCGGUUUAGAGCUUGCAAAAAUGUCUGCUAGUCGUGUUGCAGUUGUCACAGGCGGAAAUAAAGGCAUCGGUUAUGAGAUAGUGAAAGAAUUAUGCUCGAAAUUUGCAGGGAUUGUUUACUUGACCGCUCGAGACAAGGAUCGCGGUUUGGCUGCUUGCGAGAGGUUGGUGAUGGAAGGCUGUAAAAACCCUCCUAAAUUUCAUCAACUCGACAUCGCCAGCGAAGAAAGCGUCGAGAAAUUCCGAGAUCACAUCAAGGAAACCUACCAGGGGUUGGAUGUCCUCGUCAAUAACGCGGGAAUGGCCUACAAGAAGAAAUCAACUGCCCCUUUUGCAGAACAGGCAGAAAAUACAAUCAAGGUAAAUUUCUUGGGGACCUUGAAUCUUUGCAAGAGUCUAUUCCCGUUGCUGAAGCCACAUGCAAGGGUAGUGAAUGUGGCAUCCAUGGCAGGGAUGCUGCGUAGAAUCACAACCGAAUCUUUGAAAGAUGAGUUAACACGGCCAGAUAUCACAGAAUCUGAGCUGGUUGGUUUGAUUCAGCAGUUUGUUGAUGCUACCAAGGCGGGUGACCAUGAGUCCAAAGGAUGGCCAACUCAAAGCUAUGCUGUUUCCAAGUUAGCUUUAAACAUCCUCACCACAAUUCAAGCAAGAGAUCGUCCUUAUGAUAAAGACACAGAUGUGCUGAUAAAUUCUUGCUGUCCUGGAUGGUGUAGAACUGACAUGGCAGGUCCAAAUGCGACAAAGUCCGCAGCCGAAGGUGCAGAAACACCUGUCUUCCUUGCCCUUAUUCCACCACGAUCAGAGCAACCCCAUGGAAAGUUUUAUUUUGAGCUAAAGGAGAUAUCCUGGAAAUAGACAGUUUUCGGCAGUUGAUAUAACUAAUUUUAUAUAAUUUAUAUUCUAUCUGUGAUUCAAUCAACUACCUGUAAUUUUUCCCUGAUGAGUGAAAUCAUCCCCUCUUCAAAAGAGAUUUACAUAUAGGCACAUAACUUAGGCACCUACUUAGACUUAAAAUUACUUAUACUUAGAAUUACUUUUACUUAGACAUACAGCUUUUUAAUUGUUAUAAAAAAUUACAUGGAUGAAAUGGAGCUAAAAUGGCCCCUUCUACUGUUUUUGAUGUAUUUCAAGUUUGGAAAGUUCAAUUUUUUAAACAGCUUGAGUGGCAAUGCUCUAGGAUUUACCAUUACUGUUUGUUUUUGAAAUCUAGUAAUUGCAUAUAUAUUGCCAUAUAUAAUGAUUGCAUUUACAUUAUAUUUCAUCCAGGAUUUUCUAAUAAAUUUUAGCAACCUUGGUAAUAAA